Molecule: messenger RNA, 1057 nt
Organism: Momordica charantia (bitter melon)
Lineage: Eukaryota; Viridiplantae; Streptophyta; Magnoliopsida; Cucurbitales; Cucurbitaceae
Product: alpha/beta-Hydrolases superfamily protein
Source: RefSeq, a predicted model, not a curated record
CGCACCAGCAGACGAUGAACUUUCGCUACUCCUUCUACAGCUCUCAGUUUGGCGCCAAAGUUUCAUCUGCUUUCUGGGUUUGUUAAUAUUAGGGUUUCUUUUGAUUUGGGCGUUCGGUUUCUGGUUCCAGACCUCCAGUACAGCAAUGGCUUCUUCACCUCCUUCAAAACGCAGGCGUAAAAAUCUCACUGCUUUUGACGAUGCCUUCGAGACCUUACUCGCAACAUCUUCCUCCGUUAAUAGAUUAUCCCCUGUGGUCGUUUUUGCUCACGGUGCAGGUGCUCCUUCCUCCUCUGAAUGGAUGAUCAGAUGGAAAGAGAUGUUAGGCAGGGCACUGCAUGCUGUUGAAGUAGUCACCUUUGACUAUCCAUACAUUUCUGGUGGAAGGAAAUCUCCUCCCAAGGCAGAAAAAUUGGUUCCAUAUCAUGCAGAAAUUGUCAAAAGAACGAUUGCAAAGUACCCUGGGCACCCUUUGAUUUUGGCUGGUAAAUCGAUGGGUUCGAGAGUAAGUUGCAUGGUAGCUUGUGAGGAAGGCAUUCAUGCUUCUGCAAUAAUUUGCUUGGGGUAUCCCUUGAAGGGAUUGAAAGGGGACGUGCGAGACCUAACGCUAUUUCAAGUUACCGUCCCUAUCAUGUUUGUACAGGGUAGCAAGGAUGCUCUGUGUCCAUUAGAGAAGCUGGAGGAUAUUCGGAAGAGGAUGAAAUCAAUCAGUGGGUUACAUGUGAUUGAUGGUGGCGACCAUUCUUUCCAGAUUUCAAAGAAGUACCUUCAAGGUAAGGGUUCGAGUAAAGACGAAGCCGAAGGCCUUGCAUCUCAGGCCAUUGCAACUUUUGUUUCCGGGUUUCUUGGAUGGAUUUAGCCUAAGCUUGUUUUGUUGUACAAAUGCGUCGUUCCUUGGACGUUUAGUUGUAAUAUAGACAGUUGUAAUGUGAUGGCUCGUUUUGAUGUCUCUCUUUUUCUCUUUCUUUUGUCCAAUAGAGGAGAGUUGGGGACUCAUUUUUCCCUUGUACUAUUUUGUUUAAUCUCUAUUAAGUAAUCAAAGGGUUCAAUUUGAUUA